This is a messenger RNA of Psilocybe cubensis, 1413 nucleotides long. RefSeq lists its product as uncharacterized. The record is from RefSeq and is a predicted model, not a curated record. The transcript is spliced from 3 exons. Bases 1 to 1413 code for a protein of 470 amino acids. Lineage: Eukaryota; Fungi; Basidiomycota; Agaricomycetes; Agaricales; Agrocybaceae.
AUGCUAGAUGACCACGCAACCGAUUCCAAUCACAAAAAGGCUCUCAACAUGCCAAAAGACCUUUGCCGACGUUAUGUCAAGGCUAUAGAAAAUCAUGAUGCUACCGAGAAGUAUUUCGCCGAAGUGUCACAGGUAGUCUCUUCAGACCUUAUUAAUCUUUGGACGCAACAAAUUACACAGGCAGAGGCCCAACGACUAACCAAGCCUCAAGUGAUGGACAUUUAUGCCGCAAAGGGGCGAGGACAGGACAGUGACAGUCAAAAUGUGGAUUCUGAUGUGGCAGGUUCCGAAGAUCCGAUAGAGGCAUAUAUGCUGUUUGCUUUGGUUGUUGAAGAAAAGGAAAUUGAGAUUCGCCUAUCUGUUCGCCAAUUGACAAGAUCACCUCGGCAUGCUGAUCCUCACAAGAUCCAAAUGCUCCGAGAGAAAUUGAAGCUACUCAUAGGAGAGCUUGAGCGUCUUCAGGAUGUUGCAGGCAUCGUAGAAGAAAACUCAACUCGGCAGGAAAGUAUUGUGGAAGUUCUGGAUUGGGCGGAUGAGUGCUCGCCUGAAGAGGUGGUAGAAGAUAUGCAAUCAACACUUACCUCCCCAUCCAUAGAGCUUAUCGAAGAUCAUAAAAUAUGUCUUCCAUCCCACGGAAAUGCGAGUCAAAGGCUUGUUCCCUAUGAACUGAAGGCACAAAUUGCUCAAGCAAAAUCACAUCUCCAUAAAAUUCGCAACCUAAUUGCCGAAAAAUCAUUUCAAUACUCGGAUGUCAUUCGUAAAGCACCUAGAAAGGGAGUCAGAACUCGUUCACGAGCAAAAGUGGAUGAAAUGAACCACAGAAUAACCUACUACAGCCAGUUGUAUACAGAAUGUCGGGCUCGUUUGGUUGUACUUGGUGCUGAUGAUUCUACUCUUCGCAAGUUCCAGGUACUGAAAAAGGAGGACAUAAAAACAAGCACAGCAAUACUGGAUCCCAACACACCUGGCUCUACGAGAGUCCAACUAUCGUGGAUUUGGCAUUCCGCCAAUCAGCAACGUCUUGGUCCCAACAUUGUUGCCGAAGGGGGUGAAUUUCGCCUCGCCAACUCUGAAGGCUCCAACAUAAAUCUGGAUGAGACAGAUCCGGAAACACUUACAGAGUUCAAGCGGGUCCACUGGCUACGUGCCAGGGCACAGUUUCAAAGGUGGAGUGAAGAGGCCACAAUCCUAGACUACGAAAUGUUGUGGACCGUGAACUACUUUGUUCAUAAAGCCGAGUGGUGGAGGUGCAGUGCUGAAGUUCAUAGAAAUGGCAAGGUUUUAGAUGGCGAUACAGUACAGAAAGGGCGAGUAGCAUAUGCCGAACGCCAAGCAUCCCUUUGGGACAACCUCGCCCGCCGAGCAGAUUAUCUUUUCCGGAUGACUAAUUCAAGUUAUAAAAAGCAGUUCUAA